Molecule: messenger RNA, 870 nt
Organism: Ambispora leptoticha
Lineage: Eukaryota; Fungi; Glomeromycota; Glomeromycetes; Archaeosporales; Ambisporaceae
Source: the annotation of a GenBank genome assembly
AUGUUCAAAGCUCACGAAGACAAAGAAAUAUAUGAUUAUGAUGACGAAAUCUCGGAUGUUAAGAUGAAUUUCUCAAAUGAAGAGAAGCUGUACAAGUGGAAAGCUUUUCCAUUUAAUGCGUGGAUUCUCUCAACAGGGAAAAACGUCUCUCAAGUUUUGGAGAACUUUAGAUCAACAAUUCCAAAAUCAAAAGCCUACCUAUAUCCCGCAUUUUUUGGAACACUUGAUUUAUCUGGGAAGAAAGAUAAGCCGGAAGAGAUUAAUAACAGCGGUGGAGGAAAUAUUAUUACCACUAGUAAUGAAGAAAAACGGCAAUCUCAAGAAGAAAUGUUAUACGACUUAUUUGAUAAAAUCCAAGAGAAGCCAGAUGAUCUAAUCAAGGCAAUAGAAAAAUGUACAAUUGAGUUUGUAUAUGAUGAAGGAGAGAUACAAAGUAUUGCAUCUGCAUUCGUUAUCGAUUCAAUGAAGAAACCAACAGACAGGUCUCUGAUAGGACAAAAAUGCGAUUUUAGGAUUACAUGUGACGGAUUUGAAAUGGAUAUUGAAUUGCGAUCUGGAAGACUUAGUGUACAGAUUUCAAGCAAUUAUAUACAACUGGGAUCCACUCUUAUGGUAAGAUUUCCAGGAAAAGCACAUUAUCAAUUGUUUACUAUGGAUUGGAAAUCAAGAGGUUUGUGGAGGCUAGGCUUACUUAAAAAAACAAAUUUACCUCAAUCCAAUUCACAACUACUCAUAAUCGAGAAAUUAGUUGUGACAUUGUUACGACUUGAGUUAACACUCAAUCAUAUUGAAAGCAUUCGGAAUGACUUAGCGGUAAAAGCAUCAAGAUUACAUAGAAAAAGGCACACCUCUAUCAUCAAUAAACAAUAA